Messenger RNA from Entrophospora sp. SA101, 498 nucleotides. Lineage: Eukaryota; Fungi; Glomeromycota; Glomeromycetes; Entrophosporales; Entrophosporaceae. The record is from the annotation of a GenBank genome assembly.
AUGGAACGAGAAUUAGAAAUAUUGCAAGACAAAAACGAGAAACUAGAAAAAGAAUAUGCUGAUUUAGUUAAGCAAAUUCGCUUAUUGGAAGAGGAAAAUGCUCAAUUAAAAGCCGAAAACAAAAAGUUCAAAGAAGAGGAUGCUGAAGUAGAUAAAUCAUUAAGCAAACUUGAUGAAGAAAUGGAUAAACUUGGCGAGGAGGCCAAAUUAAACAAAUGUGAUGCUCUAUUAAAAAAUUUUCAGAACAAGAUUAAGGAUUUAACGAGUAAUAACUCCGCAGAAAUUAAAGCCAAAGACCAAGAGUUAAAAGAUUUACGCCAAAAAUUAACCGUUUAUUCGCAGGAACGAGAUAAUAUUCAACAAGAGUUGGAUGACAAAGUAAAAGAGUUAGAAAACUCUAAUCUGUCUAAUCUAGAAAAGCAACAACAAAUUAAUCAAAUAUUAACGGACAGCAAGAACGAACUUAAUGCGGUUAAUCGCAGUUUAAUGACCAACUGA